UCACAAUUCUGUAUGAAUGCAUGCGCUCCAUCGCUCUAGUUAUAUUCCGACUAGUUCGCUCUCUGCCAGAAUUGCAAGGAACACGCAAUCUUGCAGGGAUGUAAUGAUCGUUGGCCGUGCGUUUGCUUGGCGACGCCAAUCGCUGGCUCCGCCUUCCAUGCGAAGCAGAGUGACCAGUCGAAGCAAGAGCAAAGAUGAUGGGGUGCCUAUAUCAGUCCAGCCAAGGAAUUCGAAACAACAUGAGAAGAAACAACAGCUUUCCCGUCCAUCGCUCGACUUCCCCACUGCAGUCCUUGAGGCAGCCAGAAGAGCUUCCCUACACCCGAACGCAUCGCCGCCCACACAAGAGAGUUCGACGCCGUCAUGCUUUUCUGCAUUUGAAGAAGAACGACCGUACAGCAGUCCAGCAAGGAGAAGAGUUGUGGAUGUGAGCGACCACAAGACAUGCGCACUGUUGAUGACCAGAAUGAAGGAGGCGAAUCGACAACCAUCGCCGAGUCAAUUGGCAGCGGAGGAGGCUCGACGGGAGCAGAAAACAGAUUCCGGACCAUUUGCCGUCCGUAAAUCCACGCUUGCCUCAAAUGCACCGGUCAAAGAGAAGGGUCCAUCGUCGUUGUUCAUAUUUUCUGAGGACAACUUUAUACGAAGGAACGCGAAAGCGAUCAUAGAAUGGGGUCCAUUCGAGUACUUCAUCCUACUCACCAUCAUUGGAAACUGUGUCGUCCUGGCAAUGGAACAGCACCUGCCAAAAAACGACAAAAAACCGCUUUCGGAAAAGCUGGAAUACACCGAGCCAUACUUCAUGGGUAUUUUCUGCCUAGAAUGUGUGCUGAAAAUUAUUGCUUUUGGUUUUAUUGCUCACAAAGGAUCGUAUCUUCGAUCUGGAUGGAACAUCAUGGAUUUCAUUGUAGUAGUAUCCGGAGUAGUGACUAUGUUUCCUGUGUCGCCAGCCGGAGCAGGUGGUGGUCCAGAAAAGGUGGAAACGGUCGACUUGAGGACUUUGCGAGCUGUGAGGGUGCUACGACCGCUGAAAUUAGUAAGCGGCAUUCCCAGCUUGCAAGUCGUACUCAAAUCGAUUUUGUGUGCAAUGGCACCACUUCUGCAAAUCGGCUUGCUUGUGCUGUUCGCUAUUGUUAUCUUCGCCAUCAUCGGGCUUGAAUUCUACUCAGGAGCCUUUCACUCAGCCUGUUAUACUGAGCGGGGUGAGAUUGAGAACGUCAGUGACAGGCCCUCACCUUGCACAAAUAAGACCAAAACUAUGGGCGUUUAUAAUUGCGACGUACCUGGAACUACCUGUUUGAACCAGUGGAUAGGGCCGAAUUAUGGCAUUACUUCAUUCGACAACAUCGCAUUCGCUAUGAUUACCGUAUUUCAAUGCAUUACCAUGGAAGGAUGGACCACAGUAAUGUAUUAUACCAACGACUCGUUGGGGAGCACCUACAACUGGGCGUAUUUUAUUCCUCUUAUCGUGCUCGGAUCGUUUUUCAUGCUGAAUCUUGUACUCGGAGUUUUGUCGGGAGAAUUUGCAAAGGAAAGAGAAAGAGUGGAAAAUCGCCGCGAGUUUCUGAAACUUCGACGACAGCAACAAAUUGAGCGCGAACUCAACGGUUAUCUCGAAUGGAUCAUGGCUGCCGAAGAAGUAAUACUCAAAGAGGAUAGAACCACAGAAGAAGAGAAACAAGCAAUUCUCGACGGCCGUCGUCGGGCAGAAACGAAGAAGAAGAUGAAAGACGCGUCAAAACAGCAGUCAACGGAGACGGAGGAGGACCUCGAGGAGGAGGAAGAGGAAGUUGACGAGGAGUACGACGACGAGGGAGGCGAGCCAGGAGAAGAUUACGAGAAACGUCGUCGCGGCUGUUACUACUGCAUCUGUAAAAGAAUUCGUAAGGCCAGAAUUCAAAUACGGGUAAUAGUGAAGACGCAAGUAUUCUAUUGGUCUGUAAUCACAUUGGUCUUUCUCAACACGGCUUGCGUCGCAUCCGAGCAUUACGGGCAGCCACCAUGGCUCACAAAGUUUUUACAGUAUGCCGAGUACGUAUUCUUAGGGAUUUUCAUAAUGGAAGUAUUGCUCAAAUUGUUUGCCAUGGGUACUCGAACUUAUUUUGCAUCCAAGUUCAAUCGUUUUGAUUGCAUAGUCAUUGUCGGUUCUGCAUUCGAAGUCAUUUGGGCUGAGGUGAAAGGAGGCUCAUUCGGUAUAUCCGUUCUACGUGCGCUACGUUUGCUCAGAAUUUUCAAAUUGACUUCAUACUGGGUGUCGCUUCGUAAUCUGGUUCGAUCCUUGAUGAAUUCAAUGCGGAGCAUCAUCUCUUUAUUGUUUCUCCUCUUCCUUUUCAUUCUGAUCUUCGCCCUGCUUGGAAUGCAGCUUUUUGGAGGAAAAUUCAACUUCCCUUCGAUGCAUCCCUACACCCAUUUUGACACAUUUCCUGUUGCUUUGAUCACCGUAUUUCAGAUACUGACCGGUGAAGACUGGAACGAGGUUAUGUACUUGGCUAUAGAAGCUCAGGGUGGCAUUUAUGGCGGUGGGAUGGUCUACUGCAUCUACUUCAUCGUACUUGUGCUAUUCGGAAAUUAUACGUUACUGAACGUGUUCUUGGCUAUCGCUGUCGAUAACUUGGCGAAUGCGCAGGAACUCACAGCAGCAGAGGAAGCGGAUGAGAAGGCGAACGAGAUGGACGACAGUGAGGAGGAGGAGCCGGAUGGAGAUCACUGCACCAUUGAUAUGGAUGGUAAUGACGGUGAUGACGAUGAGGAAUGCGAAGAAGAAGAAUCACCAUUCGGAGGCCCACGACCUAUGGUCCCAUACACGUCCAUGUUCUUUUUGUCUCCAUCAAAUCCACUUAGAGUGCUGGUACACAACAUAGUGUGUACAAAGUACUUCGAAAUGAUGGUCAUGGGAGUCAUUUGUCUAUCGUCCAUAUCGUUGGCAGCCGAAGAUCCAGUCGAUGAGGAUAAUGCGAGGAACAAGGUUCUUCAAUACAUGGAUUAUUGUUUCACAGGAGUGUUUGCCUGUGAGAUGCUGCUGAAGUUAAUCGACCAAGGCAUCAUUCUCCACCCAGGAUCUUACUGUCGUGACUUCUGGAACAUACUUGAUGGCGUAGUGGUAACUUGUGCACUGGUUGCCUUUGGAUUUGCAGGCACAGAGGGAUCUGCAGGAAAGAACCUGAACACGAUCAAAUCGCUAAGAGUUCUACGAGUGCUGAGACCUUUGAAGACCAUCAAGCGAAUCCCGAAAUUAAAGGCUGUAUUUGACUGCGUCGUCAACUCUCUGAAGAAUGUCUUCAACAUCCUCAUUGUGUACUUCUUAUUCCAAUUCAUCUUUGGAGUCAUUGCAGUGCAGCUCUUCAACGGAAAGUUUUUCUACUGUACCGACAAAACGAAGCGCUUUGCCUAUCAGUGUCACGGACAGUUCUUUGUCUUCGACAAUCAGAAUGAACCCCCUCGUGUCGAGCAGCGGGAGUGGCGACUAAGACCGUUCAAUUACGAUAAUACCAUCAACGCCAUGCUCACAUUGUUCGUGGUGACAACGGGAGAAGGGUGGCCGGGUAUCCGCCAAAAUUCCAUGGAUACGACCUUUGAGGACCAAGGUCCCAGUCCAUUCUUUCGUGUCGAGGUCGCCUUAUUCUAUGUGAUGUUCUUCAUUGUGUUCCCGUUCUUCUUCGUGAAUAUCUUCGUGGCUUUGAUUAUCAUCACAUUCCAAGAGCAGGGUGAAGCUGAGCUGUCAGAAGGGGACCUAGACAAAAAUCAGAAACAAUGCAUCGAUUUCGCAUUAAAUGCCCGACCACGCUCUCUGUUUAUGCCCGAAGACAAGAACUCCAUAAAAUAUCGCAUUUGGCGACUGGUUACGUCGGCUCCUUUCGAAUAUUUUAUCAUGGCGAUGAUUUGCUGCAACACUAUCAUUCUUAUGAUGAAGUUCCACGGAAAUUCCGAAUUUUAUGAGAAAGUUCUCAGGCUGUUCAAUACUGCGCUCACAGCUGUUUUCACAGUUGAAAGUAUUUUGAAAAUCUUGGCAUUUGGUGUUAGAAAUUACUUCCGUGAUGGUUGGAACAGAUUUGACUUUGUUACAGUUGUUGGUUCCAUAACUGAUGCUUUGGUUACUGAAUUUGGGGGGCACUUCGUCUCGCUGGGAUUCCUCCGUCUGUUCCGCGCUGCCAGACUCAUCAGACUGCUGCAGCAAGGCUACACGAUCCGCAUACUGCUGUGGACGUUCGUGCAGAGUUUCAAGGCCCUUCCCUACGUCUGCCUCCUGAUCGGCAUGCUGUUCUUCAUCUAUGCGAUUGUAGGAAUGCAGGUGUUCGGUAAUAUCUGGUUGAAUGCAGCUACUGAAAUCAACCGUCAUAACAACUUUCAAUCAUUCUUCAACUCGGUGAUCCUCCUUUUCCGUUGCGCUACUGGAGAAGGCUGGCAGGACAUCAUGAUGGCGUGUGGCGCACAGAAGGACUGUGCUAAACCCGGUACUCACAAGAUCAACACCGAGAAGGGUCAAACCUGUGGCAGCAAUGUCAGUUACGCGUACUUCACAUCCUUUGUCUUCCUCUCGUCAUUUCUGAUGCUGAAUCUUUUCGUUGCCGUCAUCAUGGAUAACUUUGAUUACUUAACCAGAGAUUCUUCGAUCCUUGGUCCGCAUCACUUGGACGAGUUCAUUCGCGUCUGGGCAGACUACGAUCCUGCGGCGACUGGUCGGAUUCAUUACACGGACAUGUACGACAUGCUACGGAAUAUAACCCCACCUGUUGGAUUCGGCCGAAAAUGCCCGUAUCGGUUAGCUUACAAGCAUUUGGUACGCAUGAAUAUGCCGGUGGCGGAGGAUGGAACGGUACACUUUACCACGACGCUCUUCGCCCUAAUUCGUGAGAGCCUCAGCAUCAAAAUGAGGCCAGUCGAAGAAAUGGACGAAGCUGACGAAGAGCUGAGACAGACUUUGAAGAAAAUUUGGCCUCUGAAAGCGAAGAAAAACAUGAUCGAUCUAGUUGUGCCACCUAAUCAUGAACUUUGCUUCCAAAAGCUCACAGUGGGUAAAAUCUAUGCAGGACUCUUGAUUCUCGAGAAUUACAGAGCGAAGAAAAGUGGCACAGAGGUCGGUGGCGGAGGUCUUUUCGGCGGUGGCCUUCGCGGCUUGGUGGCCGCUGCAAAGGCAGCCGGCGGAGCUAAUCACGUCUCGACUCCACAAGCUGACGAAACAAGCCAGCUGAUUCCAAAUCACACCCCGCUUGCGAAUAAUAUCUCUGCACAGCGAUCAUACAAUCUGUAUACUCCGCUUGAAGAUGCAUCAAAGUCCAAUAAGAGCAGCGAAGAGGGCGAAGAGACUCCUACACGUUACUCUCCGCCACAAGAAGUGCCAAAAGCAGUCACAGCUGGUCGUCGUAUCUCGGACAUGUUUUCGCGUAUACGCCGUGGAGCUGGAGCAGUUGCGCGCGACCCGCCACAGCAGUAUGCACCACGUUUCAACUACUAUCGUGAGAGGUCAUCUCAGUACGACGAGACGGAGCAGCUGUUGUCGUCACAGCGAUCCAGGUCUCCAUCGCCUCGUUACUUGAGUCUACAUGGCAGAAGCAGUCCACCUAGUCCCGCUGAGCGCUAUCCUCCGCGCUACAGAUCUCGAGAAUCCCCUCCAUCCUCUGACUAUGCCAUGUCCAUACGAGAUCCAGCACCUCGCAUGCCUCGCCCUGCUCAGCUUUACUAUUCGCGACCUCUAAGAACAAGUUACACCUCAUACCCUCAUCAGUAUGCACGAAGUCCCUACUCUGAUGAAAGCCCAGGCAGAAGUUUUCGUCGGCAUGGUUACUCGAGAUAUAAUGACACGCCUCCCGAGAUCAGUGAAGACGAAGAAAUGACGAAUUCUGUGAGGCAACGACGUCUUCCCUUGAUAGGAUCAAUACCACAGGGUGGUGAUCUGCGUUCGGGUCCAUACUCCCAGCCAUCUUAUGCAGGUUUUCCUUCGAGUGCUUCUCAUUCCUCAAUGGGUCAGUUUGCAUCUCCACCAUAUAGACCUCCUUCGGUAGCAUCUCCCACGCGGUCACAUCGUCAGGACUAUUACACAGCCAGGGAAAGUUAUUAUGACAUACCAUCACCGAGCCCUGCAGGGAACGAUAUGUAUCAUGGUUACAACCGAUCGUCUCCGUCUCGAUAUUCGUCCGUAGUUUACGCUCACGACAAUGGUCCCCGCACUAGAGUCAUCCAGGCGCAGUCCGGCACCAUUCCUCUCAGUGACUCUGAGUCGGAUGACCAGGAACGAUGGGCCGUUGUUUGAUGUUAGCAUCUUCGUUGCUCGUCACCAAGUGUCUUAGUGAUACUCAGUUCGGAGCGACAGCAAUUAUUCAUAGGGGAUCUAAACCGUCUGCAAUCUAUUUAUCCGGUUGAUCAUCCGUGUGCAAUUCAGUGUCAUAAUUAUUCGUCAAAUUUGUUCUAACCUAAAAUUUCUAAUCUCGAGUCUGUACAGUAAAUUAAUGUAGCCCUCUAAUUUGCUUAGUCAUGCUUACUCAUUCGCUCCUGAAUUCACUUAGGUACCUCUACAUACCUUGACCAAUAUGUUGGCUAUAUGCCAGGCUGACCGUACUUACUGCGUAAGGAUAUUACCUUGUCGAAUGCUUAUUAAUAUAUUGUUUACACUCCUUACUGUGCUCUUACCUGGUGUCCGUGUCACGUCUAUCCUAUCCGACGUGUGCCACUUCAUUCGUUGCCCUCUACUGCCUGGAUCUUACUUUGUUUGGCACGCUUUAAAUUCGGUCCAAUAUAAUCGUCAAAGAUUGUGACGUUAAGUUAAUUUCGCUUUGCACUGCCGGCUGGGCUAUACCCCGUUGAUUCGGCCUUUAAGCGUACAUCAAGAUCUCAAAGCUUUUACCAAACAGUGUAACGUAAGUCUAAAUGAAAGAAUAAAUUAAGUUCUCG
Cylicocyclus nassatus is the source of this 6885-nucleotide messenger RNA. NCBI's taxonomy places the organism in Eukaryota, Metazoa, Nematoda, Chromadorea, Rhabditida, Strongylidae. The record is from the annotation of a GenBank genome assembly.